Molecule: messenger RNA, 8882 nt
Organism: Amoebophrya sp. A120
Lineage: Eukaryota; Dinophyceae; Syndiniales; Amoebophryaceae
Source: the annotation of a GenBank genome assembly
AAGCCACGAAAUCUGCGCCGCUGCUCUACCCCCGGAUGAAGCCGACGACGCGUUGGCGCGGCACGGGGGAAACCAAGACCAAGACGACGAACUUGUUUUGGGUGACGAUCAGCACUGCUCUGGCCUCGCCAACGGCGUUAGACCACCGGAAGAAGUUACUUUUCUUGAAGAUGCUGACGAUGCGGUCGAGGAGACCCCUUCGGUCGCAUUUUCGCCGUGUUCUUCUCUCGAAUCGCAGUCGCCUCAAAGGACCGAGGUAGUUACUCUUCCUGAACAAGCUGUGUCCCCUACUGCGUCCAAUGAGGUUAUUGUUGGCCGCGAAUCAGAUAAUACAGAAGUACACGAACAAGGAAUGGACGAGAGUCCAGCCAUUCUUGCGACGUCCAAUUUGCGCCAGCUGCAAGUUGUCGAGGAGGAUAUCAACGGGCAGCACGAUACAUCCUCCACACGCGGCAAAGAGGUGGUGUCGACGCUGGACCUAGUUAAAGCAGCAGAAAACAACAAGGAAGAAGCGAACGCAUACUCCACGACCACACCCGCAGGAGUUCAUACUGGUGCUGCAGCUCCUCCGGCAAGUACUGGCGUUUUGGGGUCUACAACAACUGCCACGGCUGACGAUAAGGCCGUCCUCGAGCAGCAACCGAUGUGCGCGGCCUCUACAAGAACUUCCUCCAACGCCGCGUCGCAGUCGUGGCUCGAAAGCGAAGCACAGAAAACAGGAGGUGAAAGAACCACGCAGGAAAUAAGAUCUGCGUGCGCGACGUCGAGUGGUGAGCAGUACAUCUCGCGGCAGAUGAACUGCCCAGGGCCUAGUAGCGUAGAAGCUAGUGGUGCGCCCUCCUCUAGUAGUACACCUGGUGAAAUAAACGCCGGAAGUGCUUCGUUUGCUUCGGCGUUGAAUUUUUGGAAAAAACGUUCUGCAAACGAGACGGAGCUGUUCGGUAGUUGUUCUAUCAAGCACGACUCUCGUGCAAAAGCUGUAGAUGACGAACGGGGGCAAAAAGGGCAAGCGCGCAACAAGGUAGCUACGAGCAUCACGAGCACCAUCUUCGAAUAUUACGCAAAACACCACAAGGAUCAGGAGGACUACCAUCAGCCAGAGCAACAGAAGCCGCAGUCGCAGAUUGCGGGCACUAGGCUGCACCCAGAGCAAGAACCUGUCUGCAAGUUGCAAUGCUCUCCGGAAACGAGGACCACCCCGACACAGGCGCAAUUGCGAGGCGCAGAUCCAGAUGAAGAAAAGGACGCCCCUUGUCACCCGAGAGACUCAUUGGGCCUCCCUCCUGCGAUCGGAGGCAUUACGAAGAACGACAAAGCGAACAACGACAAAGACAAUGUGGAUAUGAUGAGCGCUGCUAGUCGUACAACAUCUCGCGAUGAAAAAAAGUCUGAUGGGGCCUCUGAUGUAGUUGUUAUAGCGGAUGACAACUCUUCUAGUUCUAAGGAAGUGGUAGAAGUAGAUGAAGAGAACCUUACUACAACAGCUUUUUUCGAACAAUUAGGACUAGUAGCUGCAGGGGACACGACCGGGAGUAACAAGGAGGACUACAGUAAUUCUAGUUGCAUUAAGCAGCAGCAGUACAGCUACAGCCCAGAUCAAGGCGGGCCCCCCAGCUGCGACUACCGUAACGAAGUCGCCCCCGCGGACUCGAAUUUUCUGGAUGCUCUUCUAAUGAAGCCAAACCUAAAUAACCCUGAUCAUGAAAAUAAAUGCGAAAAUGAAGAGGAAAGGGAACAAAGAACAGCGUCUCCCUCUGCUCCGGGCCUUGAAACUUAUUUGUCCUUGCAGAUGAUGAUGAACGAUGAAUUUGAUCCAACUGCACCUCCGAUCAUAGAUAUGGUGGACCACAUGGGAGAGGACCAGGCGCAGGAGGGCGCGGACGAUGCAGAAGCCCGAGCCAGAGACGAGCUGGAACAAGGCAUCGGGAGUUCGAAUUCCUCUAACCUGGAUCUUCCUUUGGCUUCCGCGUCGAACGGGAGCAGAAACAAAGGUGUGUUGCUCGAGGAUCCUUCGCUUCUGGCGCACGUCCUUCCGCAGCGACCGGUAUCGAACGCAAAAAAUGUCAUCGCUACUAUAUUCGUCGAGUAGAUAAUAUUCAUAUGACAGUCAACAAACAUGAAAAAGCGCUUCUCAGAAACGCACCAGUACUUCCCUGUAAGUACUUGACUAUUUAGUUGGCAUGAAUUUUCCUUGCAUGCUGAUGCUUUCACUUUUGCUUGCUAUGGGUCGGUAUGGGGCCAUAUUUCUAGAGCAAGCAACAUCUCUCGUCCUUGCAAGUCAUGGGCACAGGAUUGAAUGAAUACACACACUGGCGAUAGUUUUUUGCUUUCACACGCGUUGGACGAGGAAGAAGAGGACGAGGACGACUUGGUCUCUAUCAAUGACGACAAUAGGGAUGAGGAGCUGCUUGCCGAAACCGGGGCUCGGGAUGUGGACGGAAGCGGUGCUGCAGUUCUGAACAGCAUGAACUUGCUGGAUCCUAGCGCCGAAACUGAUGAUGCCGCCCGCGAAAGCCUCAUGAUGAUCUUGCAGAAUUCGCUCGCGCAAAGCGGUUCAAAAUCUCCAGCAGCAGCGGCCCGAAAUGCAGUGGCCCCGCUUACGCCAGGUAUAGUUGCCUGUAGAUGUACCACUUACUUUGACCCAUCAGAUGGGUCAAAGCAGAAAUAGCAGCAUAUCAGAAAGAUCAUGAAUGAUAGCGGAAAGAUCAUGAAUAACAGUAGGCACAUCAAGGACGGAGCAGUUACAAAAAAAGGGCUUCCUGAUCGCAGCAGCCGCGACACGAACUUGGACGCCCCGGCAAAAAAGCGGCCAUGGCCUCACUAUAUCCCCUUCCUCCUCCGGCUAUUUAGAUUUAUCGGUUAUCAAAGAAAAUCAAAAUGUAGAAAUCAUUCUCAUUGCGAUUGAAAAACAGUAUUUCUGUUGCUUCUCAAAUGCGCAUCAAGUAUAAAAAUUCGGAGCCCGACCAUGUUAUUAAACAGGCACGCCGCCCGGAAUGCCCCCCCAUAUGCCAAUUAUCCAUGGAGCAACAUCAUCUGGGACCAAACCCAGCGGCAUCCGCGGUGGCGGCAACAAACGCGCCGCCCCAGGCGACAACGCCAUCACAUUCGCAGACCUGGGCGACAAGAACGCCAUCACAUUCGCAGACCUGCAACAAGGUGGCAGCGGCCUGAAAAUGCCAAAGCCUAACCUUCCCCUUCCCAUGAUGGUUCCCCCCCAGCCCCAGGUAAAGCUCGACCUCGUGAAGGAUGCGCAUGGGAACACCGUGCAAAGGCACACCACACAAGUUCUACGCAUUGGAGAGUAUCCAAGAAAAUUAAGUGCUACAGUGAGUUAGUACACACUCUUGCAGACCACAACACAGCGACAAGAUGGGUCUGCAUGAAAUUCACUACCUGCUGCAAUGUGGAGCUGCAGAUAAUUACUUAAAAGGGAAUAAAACGGAAACCACGCUGUCUGUCAUUGUCUCCCGGCUCCUGCAACGUAGAGUGUACUUAACUCCACUGUAGCAUUUUUCCCUUGCAAAGAGAAGACGGGCACUUCACCACCGCGCCUGGGCACGAACAAGUUGCGCCGAUGAAACGCACCGACAGUAGCAGCAGUAGUACAAACAAACAAAAACAAGUGAUAGACCUGACACGCAUGCCGCAGCCCCCGAGCCCAAUGCGCAUGCCGGCCCUGAGCUCAGGCAUGAUGCCAAAUAAUAAGCAGGAACCAUCCUCCUCUAGUGCUGUGUCGGGCGUCGGGACCACCUCCGGCGUUGCCCCGGUGGAAGGCUCGAAGCAGCUACCCCGCACGGGGAGUGUAGAACCACCGCUCACGUUUCCAAAGCCGGCACUCCCCAACGUGCACCGCGAAUUUACUCUGAGCAAGAAGGAGUGGAACCUGCUCUCCUUCGAGGAGUUUAAGAAGAUGCUUGACGAAAAGGCAAACGCACUCUGCAGCGACAGAGGACUCCAGCCCGGUUCACAGGAAGCAAAAGACGUGGGCCUGACAUUUUCGAAGGUACGUAGCGAUAGCGUACAAGGGUUGGUGUCUUGUUGUUUUCGCUGUACGCACACUUAGUGCAGUCUCGCAGGAUCAUUGGAAUGAAAGUUUUAUGAUUAUGCUUUUUUACAACAAGAACUCUGUCUCUGGUCGUUCGGUGUGUGGUGUAUGAGACGCAGGCACGAGUUGUGACAUCGUAGGCAUGUUGCUAGACCACUGGCCAACGAGGAAAGUAAGUAUAAUAAAGGCAAAACCUAUCUCAUACAGGAUCUUACGGAGCAGCAACUUCGUAUCCUGUACUCGCGGCUAGCAUGGAACUCGAAGGACGACCAUGACCAGCGAGCCGCAAAGAACGCCGGCGGACAUCACGGCGGCAAGUCUGGCGCCAGUGCGGCUAAGACGCUCCCACUUCCACCUGCCAUCGGGAAGAAAGGCAACCCCCUGGGUGGGCGGGGUCUCGGCUACGGAAGGGACCACGACGGAGGUAAAAGUAAUACAAAUACAGAUUCAACAAGAACAGCUCCGACAUCGACUUCUAACGCUAAAAAUUUUUCGGCAGCGUCAGUGCCAGUGGACUGUGACCGUGUCCGCGUGUUGCGGACGACUUUUCUUAGUAACGACAGUGGGGGCAGCAGUAAAAAAAAAUCUACCACCGAGAUAAAAGAUCCGUCAAGUUGUUGCACUGAUGCGUCGGGCACCGGAACGACCCUACGCGUUCUGCGGACAACCUAUUUUACAACCGAUAAAGUAGUUUUACCUAGUAUUCAACAAACCCCGCCGCUGCCUACGCCUACCCUAAAAAUGCCUAUCCCCAGAAUGCCCCCAAUCGUCUUACCCGAGCCUCAUUCAUCUUCACCGAGCGGUACUGCAGUCCAAAAAGGAAAAACAAUAAGAAUACCCCCGCACGCUGCUUUAGUCCACGACAAUCUACAUCACGGAGGGGCUACCACUAGAGAAAGAGGAGCGAGUGCGAGCAGCUUUCUGCUCAACGCCAGAGAGCGCUCUCGGAGCUGCAUGAUAAAUAUAAACCCGCCAAUACGACCACCUUCGAACAUGAUAUCGAAAGAAAAAGUGUUGACGUUACGGUUUUAAGUUUUUUCGAAAAAAAAAAUUUUGGGUGUAUGCUGGAGGUAUGUUUUUGGUUUGUAAGUCGACCCAUUCCCGCUAUUAGUUCUCGCGGGACUGCGACGAAGCUCGCUUGGUUUAACCUAGCUAGUGCACAAAAUAUGACGGCGUAGGACUUCGGCUACCGGGGCCGCCCCCUGCCGUGCCUUCUCCUCGCCGCCGGCUCUUAGAUCCGGGCCAGAACGCUCAAACCUCGAACCGUGGCUAAACCUCGGACAUGGGGGCCUAUGAGCUGGCAUCUAGAUGGCGUUUCCGCCAGUUCAGCUCUGUGCGGCUUUGCAAGUUUCCAUCUCGGAUUCGUUGGCGCCUUUUGUGAAAUUUUCUCCAUGACUGAAGAAAAGGUGGCACUUUCGAGGAUGAGGGAAAUGGGCAAAUUUUGGGUACCAAAAUGCCCAAAAUUUGCCGGCACCCCAAAAACCGUCAACACCUCAUCUAGACACGACGGUAUGGUCGAUCGGGUCUUCCAGAAGCCUGCUUUUUUGCAUGAAAUCGACCAAAAAACCGUCAACACCUCAUCUAGACACGACGGUAUGGUCGAUCGGGUCUUCCAGAAGCCUGCUUUUUUGCAUGAAAUCGACCAAAAAACCGUCAACACCUCAUCUAGCCAGCACGCUAUGCUCGAUUUGCCUGCUCAGAAGGUGCGCUCCCGUGCCCGCACCGGUUUGAGUGAAGGGAAAUGGACCAUAGCGUGCUGUUUAGAUGAGGCGUUGACGGUUUUUGUGGGAUCUGCAUUUUUUGGCCUCGAAAUGGCGUCAAAUCAUUGAUUUUUUCCUCGGAUUUUUCCAAUUCCCCAAAAAACCGUCAACGUCAUAUCUGGACAGCAUGCUAUGGCCCAUUUUCCCUCACUAAAACAGGCCCAUCUCCGGUGUCGAUCGUUGCGACGCGUUGGUGGGCGGGUCUUGUCAGCAGUGCCAGGGCCCUGGCCCACCGGCUUACAGCCAUCAUGGCUCUUGAGCCCGGACAGGGAUUGGGCAGCCAUUUCAGGGCUUGAAGGGGCGCAAUGUUGUGGCGGGGCCUCAUAGUUUUCGCACCUUGUGCACUAGCUUCCUCUCCCAGAGUUUUACCACUUUAGAGCCCCGCAGGGGCAAAGAGGGAGGCUGCGCAGCGGCGAGAAAAAAAAAAAUUAAAAUGAUAGUGCUCAGUACCCACAAAAAAAAUUUUUUCCAAAAAACUGAAAGCCGUAACGUCAACACUUUUUCUUAUGAUACAUGAGAGGAAUGACACAUCGAAUGACCGCGCGCGACGAGAGUCAGAGCCGCAGAACUGACACUCCCGCUGGUUUAGUCAUCGCCCAAAGGUCCCCGUCCACAACACACCGUAAGUGAUACCUGAAUUACAAACGCAGCAGAUUUAUUUCCUCUUUCAACAUUAGAUGCAUACGGAAGACGAAAAAAAGAAUUCGGACUGAAAUAUGAAUGUUGCAUCUAUCUGGUCUAGUUUAUGACGAACUUUAUUUGGGUCCCCGCUGAUCGUUCAUAGUCAUGCUGCUCAUAAGGGAUUUUUUCACAUGUGUCAAUCUCUAACUUCUGCACUGGAACGUAGUCUCCUGCUGCCUGCUCUGGCUAUCACACACCAGAGGUGGUCGCCCUCGCCCACGAUUGAUGACACUUAUGUGCGUAAUAAUGAUUCACCUGCUCCUGAAUCCUGAUCAUCGUCCGUAUUUCACAGGUAGCGUCAACAGCGUGGGGAGAAUUGCGGGUGGCAAAGGUGGGCGCGGGCAGCAGGCGCGCGAUGACCAUUUCGCGAGCGGCCCUUGGGGGAGUGCAGCAAAUUCGUAUGGUGCCGGGAAGCGCAGUGGGAAGGCAGGAUGGGAGUUGCACGAAGGAGGAAAAUGGGGUAGUGGGCCGACGAACAGCGGGGGGACCGGGGGCCGUGGCGCCGCUGGUCCAAAUGCGAUCACGUGGGACGACAUGAAACAGGCGGGAGCGACGCCGGACGUGAAAUAUAGUGUGAACGACAAAAUGUUCGGACCUCGGGGCGGCCAGCGAGGUGGUGGAACGCAGUGGGACGACCAUUGGGAGCCGCAUCGCGGUGGUGGUUCCUCGUCCUCCACCGCCCGGGGGGGCUAUGGGAACAGGGGCGGACCUUCGAACGCCGGAGUAGAGCACCGGCGGAGAAAAGGCAACAUCGAUCACGACAACUGGGACACAGGCUACGCAAGCAGCUCGUCCAACGACGGUGGUUGGGGCGGAAAAGCGGACCGAGAUGUGUUCCACGUGGGUAAGAACAAGCCGGACCCAGCGGACCGAGAUGUGUUCCACGUGGGUAAGAACAAGCCGGACCGUGGAGCAGGAGCAAAUAAGGGCGGCGACUUCGAGUUUUCCGCUUUUGGCGGAAACAAUGCCACUGGACGGAAGGACUUCUUUGAUAAACGAGGAGGCGGGACGGGGCCCAGCGCAAAAGGCGGAAAGCAAGACGACUUCUUCAAUACAGGACGAUCAUAUGCAAAGCAGAGGGUGCUCUAAGCUCUAGCUCUCACACAGAAGGCGACACGACCAGUAGAUGCUUCUGAUGCCGAUGUGCAGUUAAAAACGUUAUUCCGAUUCUAUGAUUUUUUGCAUUUGUGUCAGCCUCAAUCAGCCUAAACUGAUGUAAAGGCAGCAGCGUGCAAUUCAAAUUUUUCUACAGCGCACGUUCUUUAUUGGCCUGCUGUAGUCCGCUAUGCAUUUUCAUUUUUGCAACAUCUGCAUCUUGCGACUGCCUUCUACCUCUUCCUCUUCGCGGUCCUAGUAGAGUGAAUGUUUCUCUUUUCGCGCAUUUGCGACAUAAUAAAUAAAGAAUCCUUGAUGUAGUUCUAGUUUCUGCAUUUGAGCACAAUAUGUAUCAGAAGAGAUGAGACUUUGACCACCAGGGAGCUUCUUUUUUUUCUUUUCUGAUUCUCUUCCUCCUGGGGAGAGCCGUACGAAUAAAACUUCACUAAAGCAGCAUCUCGCAGCACUUUAGUGAGGUGCUCUCUCCUUGCGCAGGCUUCUUUGGCACAGGUACUAGUUCUUAGAUGAGUCAGAAGCCUCUACUUCGUUAAUCUGCGUAUGCGGGACUAUGGGCUCUCGCUCUUCCACGUCACACUCACAACUGUGCGCACUAAAGGUUAGACUUAGAGUUCUUUCUUUUCAUAUGCAACGACGGAGCACAGGCGCGCAGUCGAAUAGCACCGGCGAUCAAAACCUCUUCAACACUGGAAAUCCGUCGUACUACUAUUAUAAGUCGAUUUUUCUACAACUCAACUGAAUUCAUCUAUGAUUUUUGCUUUGGCUAUUCAAGCGAUCUGCAUAUGAUGUGUUGGAAAACAUCACGGCCCGUCCUCAACACGAGAACAACAGAGGAAAAACAUUUAAGUGAUUCUUAAGCCCGAGAAACGUUUUACAGCUUCAACAUUAACUUCAGCGCCCAUUGUGAAACCUGAGUGCAGCUGCUUCUGUCAAUUUAGAAAACAAACCAAUGGUUGUCGUGGCGUAAAACAGCUACGGUCUCACUUUGUCGCUCGCUUUGUAGAUAUCUUCGAAAGCAUAAGCAGAUCAGGCGAAGAAGGUGAAAAUGUAGAUGAACAUGAAUUAUAAACCAAAGGUAUCAACAGCAACACGGGAAGGCGGGCGGGGGGCGUCUGAGCGACGGGAACAGCAUGGGGCCACCGCCGAAAAGGAGAAACGUUGGAUCUCGAGAAGAAACUUACGAGGAGCCCAACGCCUUCGAUGGUCUUGAUCUAGAUGCGCCUGGAGGCCCGUCUGAUGGAAAUUUUGAUCGACUGCUCGAAGUAAUCCAAGGCUUUUCAUAA